Messenger RNA from Eriocheir sinensis (Chinese mitten crab), 1883 nucleotides. RefSeq names its product autophagy protein 5-like (gene Atg5). The transcript is spliced from 8 exons. Gene Ontology annotation, biological process: nucleophagy; autophagosome assembly; autophagy of mitochondrion. The record is from RefSeq and is a predicted model, not a curated record. Gene Ontology annotation, cellular component: phagophore assembly site membrane; Atg12-Atg5-Atg16 complex; cytoplasm. Bases 187 to 993 code for a protein of 268 amino acids. Lineage: Eukaryota; Metazoa; Arthropoda; Malacostraca; Decapoda; Varunidae.
CACUCCUUAGCCCCUGCACGCCCCAGGACACCCCUUAGCCCCCAGGACACCCCUUAGCCCCGCACGCCCUAGGAUACCACUUAGCCCCUGCACGCCCCAAGACACUGUAUAGUCCCCGCACUCCGCCAGGGGCUCUCACAACCCCUCAGCACUAAGGCCUGAGGAAGCAUCAUCAUCACCAUCAGCAUGGCGGAGGACCGUGAGAUCCUGCGUGAGGUGUGGGACGGCCGUGUGCCUGUGUGCGUCCAGCUGUCCAGCGACGACUGCACCACCCUCAGCGCCCCAGACUCCUACUACCUCAUGGUGCCGCGGCUGUCAUACCUGCCCCUCGUCAUGGACAAGGUCCGCAAGCACUUCCUGCGCUUCAUCUCCCAGGACCAGCAGGACGCAGAGAUGUGGCUGGAGAGUGACGGCUCACCCCUCAAAUGGCAUUACCCGGUGGGCGUGCUGUUUGACCUCCACUGCGGGGCCGCCUCGCUGCCCUGGAACCUCACGGCACACUUCUCACACUUUCCAGAACAGGACCUCAUACACUGCCCCUCGAGAGAGGUUGUUGAGUCACACUUCAUGUCCUCCCUGAAGGAAGCUGACGGCCUGAAGCACCGCGGGCAGGUCAUCACCAGCAUGCAGGGCAAGGACCACAAACAGCUCUGGAUGGGCCUGUGCAACGAUAAGUUUGACCAGUUUUGGGCCAUCAACCGGAAGCUGAUGGAGUCCACACCAGAGGAGGGCUUCAAGCACAUUCCGUUCCGCCUGCACUGCCCCUUCCAGGCCCCCAUCCAGCAACUCGUCCGUCCACUCACAGAGGAUGGCCGCCAGCUGACUCUGGGCGACUUGGUGGCCGAGUGUUUGCCCGUGGCACUACAGGAGGGUGACCGCUUGGUGAUCCAGGGCAUCGAGGGGCCACGAGACACACCGCUGCAGUGGCUCAGUGAACACCUCAGCCACCCAGACAACUUCCUACACAUCUGCUACAUUCCUGCCCAGACCUAGGCGCCCACAACCAACAUCUUUAUCUUAAGUUUGCUCCCCCAGGGUGAGGCGGCUGCAGGCUGAGCCAGAACACCUGACCAGCGAGGUGGUGACAGUCCAGCAACACAAAGAGCCUGUCACACAGCUCCCCGGUCAGUACCUGAAGUUACCUGCUCCCAGACACCAACACUCCUGCAACUCUGCUGUGGCUGAUGAUGACUCCUGGCCAGCCAUUCCUUGCUCUCUUAUUCAGAGUAUGUUUACAGUAAUUCCUUGUCUGUGUACUCCUAAAAUGUAUUUUUUACAUUAUAUUGUAAUUUUUGUAUCUUGUCUCAAAAGGUGUUGUCCUAUACUCUAAUGAGCAGAGGAGACAGGUGGGUAGCACCACUCUUGUCCUGGACCGUGGCGUAUGGAGUGGCUGGCCUGUCCUUUCCUCCACCCAGGCCCGGCAGGCCUAUUCAGCAACAGAACAAAGAGCUGACCGCCACAUGCACUGGCCCUGCACAUGGGUGGUGCCACUCACACCACUCUCCCUCAUGGUCUUGAGAGUAUGGUACAACACCUUUCUCUUAGUCUCAGAAGGUAUCUAUAUAUUGCCAUGAACUAAUCACUGAGAUUAGCUGUAAUCCAUAGUCACUUGACCUUGUUUACUGAAGAAAAGGGAGAAUGAGAUGCCUUCAUUGACAGGAAUUACCAUUUGUUGCACCAAAACUCAGGUAUGUCAUAAAUCAAUGACCUAUGUUCACUUUGCAGGAGAUACUGCCUGCCAGAAGGGGCAGUGUGUAGAUUUUGAGGGCUAAUUGUUUUUGACUUUUGUCAUGGCCUGCAGAAGGAAUGAGAAGUGUUGUCAAGUCUUGUUGUUGGGAGUAACUUACUUAUCUGACUACCAUUAAAAUGUCUAUGUAAGGAAA